This is a messenger RNA of Pseudomyrmex gracilis, 2489 nucleotides long. Its product is annotated as pseudouridine-metabolizing bifunctional protein C1861.05. The record is from RefSeq and is a predicted model, not a curated record. The transcript is spliced from 9 exons. Gene Ontology annotation, molecular function: pseudouridylate synthase activity. Lineage: Eukaryota; Metazoa; Arthropoda; Insecta; Hymenoptera; Formicidae. Bases 329 to 2404 code for a protein of 691 amino acids.
CUGCCCACCGAACUAUAGUUUCUCAGAGAGACAAUUGCUUUUGACCGGACAAAGAAAAAAGCUGCCCGGUGACGUUACGAGUUUGCGACUCUCUAAACACGAUUAUCGCAACGUAGCGCUAUUCCGUACGUACUUACAUACAGACAUAAAACAACGAACUGGCUUUCGAUCAAGUUCCCGUUUUUUUUUUUUAGUCUUUUUAUUUGAAACUCGUUCUACGUACAGAGUUUGGUUCGGUAUAGAAUAUCUUAUCUUUUCUUUUUUUUUAUCAUCAAAAGACACGCGUCACUUCGCUUAUCAUUCAUUUUACUUACGCGUAAACCGCGUAAUGCAUCGACUACGCUCGUGCGACUUGACGGCUAAACUAUGGAGGAAACUGAACAACGCGCUUACGAUCCAUCGCCAGCGACGAUCGAUCGCCGCCGUGGACUCGCUCGUUUACGGACCCGAAGUGAGUGCGGCCCGAAACAACGGACUGCCGAUCGUCGCGCUGGAAUCGACGAUCAUCACGCACGGCAUGCCGUACCCGGACAAUUUGAACACCGCGCUGAAAGUUGAACAAGCGGUCAGAAAACAAGGCGCUGUGCCUGCGACAAUAGGAAUCAUAAGUGGGAAAGUGCACGUAGGCUUGAACGCUGAACAAUUGGAGAUUUUGUCGAAAGCGGAUUCCGCGAAGACCGCGAAAUGUUCACGCAGGGAUAUAUGUUGGGUCGUGUCUCGCGGAUUGAACGGCGGAACCACAGUCAGCGCGACGAUGUUGAUCGCGCACGCAGCGGGUAUCCCGAUAAUGGCAACAGGUGGUAUCGGCGGUGUUCACAGAAACGCCGAACUCACUUUUGACAUCAGCACGGACCUGACCGAACUCGGACGCACACCAGUGGCGGUUGUCUGCUCCGGUGUUAAAUCCAUCUUGGACAUCGCCAAGACGCUGGAGUAUCUGGAAACACAGGGAGUGUCGGUGAUAAAAAUCGGGGAAACACCGGAAUUUCCAGCUUUUUAUUGUUCCGAGACUGUGGAUAAAAUCGAGACGCCGUGUCGAGUUUCCAACGCUAAGGAAGCAGCUGACGUUGUGAGGGCGCAGAAAAGAUUGGCCAUUGACACGGGGAUGUUGCUCGCGGUCCCUAUCCCCGCGAAAUACGCGUUGAAACCGAGCGUCAUGGAUUCUGCGAUAUCCGAGGCUUUGAGAAAAGCCAACGACGCGAAUGUAACGGGCAAGCUGGUUACGCCGUUUCUUUUGAACGAGAUCAACAAAAUCACACGUGGCCGGUCUCUCGAAGCGAAUAUAGCUCUCAUAGAAAACAAUGCUAAGGUAGCGGCAGAAAUCGCGUUGAAUCUUUGCGAAAAGUCGUCAACAUCCCAUGAUGGACCUGCUCCUAUCCGGUCGAUAAUAUCAAGAAAAAAACCGGUGGUGAUAGGAGGCGCCGCUCUGGACACCGUGCUGCAGGUGAAGGAGCCCGAAAUAAACAGCGACGGCAGAACACACGCCGGGCGAAGCAGACACAGCUGCGGCGGAGUCGGCCGUAACAUCGCCGACGCGCUCAUCAAGCUCGGUUUGGAGAACACGCGACUGAUAUCCGUCGUAGGCGACGACGAUCACGGAAGAAUUAUUCUCGGGAGUUUAGGACCCGCCGGCGAGACCGUAAAACGAACGUCGGACGUGAACACCGCAAGAUUUACAGUAAUAGUGGACGCUAAUGGCGAGUGCCGCUUCUGCAUUAGCGAAAUGGAAUCUUUCUCCUCGAUCACUUCGGAAUUGAUAAAUGAACAUCGCUCGCAUCUCGAACAGGCGAGUCUCGUCGUUAUCGAUGGCAAUCUCGAGCUCGACACCGUGCGCCGCGUCCUCGACGUCGCGUCGCGCGCGAACGUUCCAGUGUGGUUCGAGCCUACGGACGUCAGGACGGCAACGAGGAUAUUCGAGGCCGGACCUCAUUGGAAGGAUGUGUUGCACUUCGUCUCGCCCAACCGAAACGAAUUGAAACUCAUAGCAAAUUGUUUCGACAUUCCCGUUCCUGAAGAUCCGGACCUGGCGGCUGUGAAAAAUAUUGCCGAGCGAUUAAACGAACACAUUCCGGUCGUUAUAACCACCCUGGGCUCGCAGGGAGUGUUGGUGACGCGCAGAGCUUCGUGGGAACGGCCGUUUUACGACGAGAACGGUCAGCUGAUCGUGAACUCCCCGACCGCUGACUCCCGAUUGUAUCCCGUCGCGGACGUUCGUCCGGGCGAGGUGCUCAGCGUGAGCGGGUGCGGAGAUUGUCUUGCGGCCGGCAUUAUUUGCGGAAUCCAUCGAAAUCUGGACGAGGCCGCUUGUGUCAACGCGGCUCUGAAAGCGGCCGCGUUAUCGCUGAGGUCUUACGAAACGGUUCCGCAGACACUCACGUCGCUAACCGGCGACUACAGAUCCUAACAACAAUACAUUAUAUUUAAGCAAUACAAAAGCUUUCGCAACAAGAGAUUAUUUUUAAUCAAAAAUACAAUUGUAAAUAAAUUGA